Stegodyphus dumicola is the source of this 1320-nucleotide messenger RNA. RefSeq lists its product as uncharacterized. NCBI's taxonomy places the organism in Eukaryota, Metazoa, Arthropoda, Arachnida, Araneae, Eresidae. The record is from RefSeq and is a predicted model, not a curated record.
ACUUCUCUGAAUAUUUUAACUCAGCAACGCGAUUUCUUCAAACGAUGUAUUUUAAUUGUUAAGCACAUGUCACUGUGAACAACUGGAAAAUUUAAUCCGCAUCAAGAAACAUUAAUGAAGUCAAACCUUUAUGUAAAUUGUGUUAUGAUUAAAUACAAGAGCAUGACAAAACUAGAGCAUGAAUCGCCCAACAUUGCGAAGAUCUGAGCGCUUAGCAAACCGUCGAACGGCCGUCAGACACAAAGAUUUACAGGUCCCGAAGCGUACGCAUCGCAGGCGAGCAAUGAACAGGACCUUAUUCGAAGGACAACUGAAUCAAAGUACCGCCAGUGACAGGCAACAGGGUAGAAGCUUAGCUGGGCAAGAGUUGAGAGGUGGCAUCCGCGAUGUCAGAGAGCAACAGCGACAGGAUGAGCAACAGCCAGCUGAGCAGCAGCAAAGCGCUGAAGUUGCAUAUGUUAGACAACAUACUGCAAGCGCAGCCCAGCAACAGGACAGAAGCAUAGAUGGGCAACAACAAAGAGAUGAAAUCCCACGUAUUGGAGAGCAGACUGAUAGUAGAAAUGAGCAGAGCGAUGAAGUCACGAUCAUUGGACAACAGAUUGCAGACGAUAAUGAUGUUAUUUAUAUGUAUACAGUCGACCACCAGAAUGGGAGAAUAGUCGAAAUCGUUGACCUUGCUGAAGAGAAUCAGCAAAAUACUGCUAGAAAUGUCCGGUUAACUGACCAAGCUACAGAACCAUCUAAUGCUCAAGAUCCAAGUCAGUCUGUGGUCGUCAUUGGAGAAAUCCCGAAGAAGAACGGUAAGACUGAUGAUGUGUGCAUUUCUAGCAAUUCGAAAGAAUUUCUCAAGUAUCAAUGACAAUCAAUCAAGACGCCCAUCGACCAAAACAUUCAGAAAAACCGAAGCCACCAAAAAAGAGGCAAAGGCACUCGCCAGACAUUCGAUGUCCUUCUUGUCGACGUAGUUAUGACAACAUUCAAAAGAGGGGACAGGGUCUGCACUCUUCUCGAUGCGGUCACCUGUUGUGUUUGCCAUGUUUCAAUAAGUUACCUGAACCACGCCGGUGUGUCGUCUGCAGAAUGAAGAUCAUGGAUUUCUGUAGAAUAUUUUUAUAAUUGAAGAAUAACUAUUUGUGUGUAAUUUCAUAACCAAUUUUUAAUGGUCACAAGCUAAGUGUUCGAAAAAUCUUUUAUUCUUUUGUAUUACCUAAAAUUUUCUAGUUUAUAUUUUAAUAAAUUUUGAUAUAGUUUUUUAUUUACAUUGUAGAUAAUAAAAUUCGUCGCGAAAUGUGUGUAGUUCUUAAUGUGUAUUAAUGU